ACCUCAUGCACUAGGCCCCCUCCUUGGGAAAAGUAUAGAGUUACACUCAGCUGGUAUAUCCUAACUUCGUUUCGGAACUAAUGGUACCGCUGACCAGGUCAACGUAAGCACAAGAGAAAAACGAAUCCUUUGUUUCGCCAAACUUUUCUUUCUGAAUCUCAACUAGUAGGAUUAUCAUGGGGGUUUGGUUGAGAUAUUUUGCAGUGUUAUGUCUUUGUGCUGCGUCAUGGGCUGCGGAAGAUUGUGGCGAGUGUAAUAGGAACGCAUGUCCAGUCCUGGACACGUCAAAAUGUCUGGCCAGUUUUAAAAGGGAUCGUUGCGACUGUUGUCUGGUAUGUCUACAGCACGAGCUACAACCGUGUGACUUACCAAACCAGCCCUACCAGUACGGCGAAUGCGGGGACUACCUCACGUGCACUAAAGGUGCAGGGAACGCAGGGCAGUGUACCUGUGUCAACCAAGAAGUGAUCUGCGGUUCUGACGGCGUCACAUACGAUAAUCUGUGUCAGCUCCAUCAAGAGAAUUCCCAGCGGGAGGAAGUGGUCAUCGUCAAAUCGUUCGGAAAGUGCAAAACAGAAUUUCCGGCUUCGGCACCUGUUAUCACUAGCGGACCCCCGGAUAUUGCGAAUGGAACCGGAAGUAACAUUGCUAUGAUAUGCGAGGCAACAGGAAGUCCGAUCCCGUAUAUCUUUUGGCUCUUCACAAGGGCUGGUGGAACCGUCUUCAAUAUGCCUGGAGCUGACAAAGACAUAUCCAUGAACCUUCGUGGGGGACCAGAAGAGAACCAAGUAACGGGCUGGCUUCAGAUAAUGAACAUCGCUAAAAUACACGAAGGAGAUUACAAAUGUGUUGCUAAGAACACCGAAGGUUCUGAUGACGCUUCUGCAAGACUCAAGGUCAUCGAAACUAUUGACAUACCUGAGGAGACAGGCGAUGGGAUCUAAACAUGUGAUAGCCUAAAGCAGGGGAGCUGUGACGUCAUUAGAUGCAUGAUGACGGCAGAGAUGGCGUAAAAAAGGACCCCGUCAGUCUUUCUUACUUCAUUCAUUAGUUCUUCGGUAGAUUUUUUUCGCGCAAUUUUAACAUUUUGUUAUUUUCAUUCUGCUGGUAUUAAACAUGUUAUAUUCUAAUGUGUGUUUCCAUGGAGACGAGGAUGAUGGUAACCGAUGGAAUUUCUGUUUUCGACCUGAAAGUGUCAUAGAGAUGGAGCGAAGAUUGCUCUUCACAGACCUGUACUGAACAUGUUUCUAGAUAUGGGAUCGGUUUUGAUGGCAAUAUAAAAUCUGUUUUAUUAUUUCCGCUGGACAUGCAAAGAGUUGUCGUUCCUGAAAUAAGAGGAACGACAACUAUAGAAGAGAAUGUCAGGUGUUUAUUUAAGUCUAAAACCUAGAUAACAUUGAAAUGAUGUUUGAUUGAUGGAAUAUUUAAAUGAUAAAGAGGAAAUUGUGCACGUAUACCAUAAAGAAUUAGCUUGAAAGACAGGUUUUAAACUGAAGGGGGAACGCGUCAUUUUAUGUGAAUGCUAUAUUUUUCUAAUUCAGAAAUGCUUCUUAGAUUUUGAUAACAAUGAACAAAAUUUUUAGAACUUAAAAUAUUUUUUAAGUUCAUCCAACUGAUAUAUCACGCCUCGUUUCUUUUUCACCUGAAAAAAUCACGAAAACGAAAGCUCUCCAAAUUCGUGACGAAAUCUACAUAGACAUUCAUGUCUUGGUGUUGCUUUAUGUAACUAAGGGAAAAUAACAUCGUUAGCCAUUUCAGUGUUUAAAUAACUCUUAUAUCUAUAUAUAGUUCGCCUAUGAAACUUGAAAAUGUUAUUGACAUUCGUUAAUAUUCCAAAAUGAAAGGAUCUGAUUUUAAAAAGCAAGAAAUCGAAAUCGGCUGAUGGAAUAAUGAAAAUUAUAGGUUAUCAAUGGAGAUCGGCAUGCUCGGUCUGUUACGAACUGCUUAUUUUGAUGUCUAAAUGUUUUCAGCGUCAGGUGUUAGAGUUGUUUUACAUACAUGUAUUAUUUUGUCUUUUGCUAGAAUUGAUAUUGUCUGUAGUUAUUUUUUGUCUUUGAUGUGCUAUACGCAUUUGUUCGACAACAAAACGUCGCAAGUCUUCCAUAGCAGUACAUGUACAGAAACCUGUACAUGCGAUAGAGAACCAAAGUCAGAAAUAAACCAUUAUAAAUGAUAAA
Ylistrum balloti is the source of this 2177-nucleotide messenger RNA. Its product is annotated as insulin-like growth factor-binding protein-related protein 1. NCBI's taxonomy places the organism in Eukaryota, Metazoa, Mollusca, Bivalvia, Pectinida, Pectinidae. The transcript has 4 exons. Bases 177 to 944 code for a protein of 255 amino acids. Gene Ontology annotation, biological process: regulation of cell growth; regulation of signal transduction. Gene Ontology annotation, molecular function: insulin-like growth factor binding. The record is from RefSeq and is a predicted model, not a curated record. Gene Ontology annotation, cellular component: extracellular region.